AUGAUUCUUGUGAACAAUUCGUCACUAUCAACAACAGCGCCAAUUAUUAAUUCAUAUUUGAAUUCCACUACGGAAACGAGUGAUUCGUCAUCCUCAUCAGGAAUCAUUCUUACGAUUAUUAUUCUCUCUGUUUUAAGUAUCAGCGGAUGGAUAUUUAUGUCUUAUACAUUAUUCGGUCGAUCGGAAGCUUAUCGUACAAAACCUGAAGAUCCAUUUAGUUCGUCAACGCCUACCGAUAGAACGGAUGGUACUGAAUUCUUCAUAAGUUUUGAUUGA
Adineta ricciae is the source of this 276-nucleotide messenger RNA. NCBI's taxonomy places the organism in Eukaryota, Metazoa, Rotifera, Eurotatoria, Adinetida, Adinetidae. The record is from the annotation of a GenBank genome assembly.